Molecule: messenger RNA, 731 nt
Organism: Peromyscus californicus insignis
Lineage: Eukaryota; Metazoa; Chordata; Mammalia; Rodentia; Cricetidae
Product: 60S ribosomal protein L35a-like
Exons: 1
Coding region: 376-702 (108 amino acids)
Biological process (GO): cytoplasmic translation; ribosomal large subunit biogenesis
Cellular component (GO): cytosolic large ribosomal subunit; ribosome
Molecular function (GO): structural constituent of ribosome
Source: RefSeq, a predicted model, not a curated record
GAGCAACCAGCAGUCAGUGCUCUUAACCUCUGAGCCAUCUCUCCAGCCCCCAAGACUACAUUGUUUGUGACAGAAUCUCAUUAUAAAGCCCUGGCUGAACUGACAUUUGCUAUAUAAACCAGGCUGCUUGUGAACUUGUGACAAUCCUCCUGCCUCUGUUGCCCAAGCACUGUGAUUACAGGUAUAUGUGUACACCUGCUUUACUUUUUUAAAGCUGCAGGUGUAGCUCAGUAGUAUUGCACGUGCUGAGUACGCAGGCCUGGAGUCCAUCCCUGACACCUACUGAUGAUAGCCCUAACAAAACUGAACCCUGCUCUUUCCGCCAUCUUGGUGCCGGUGAAGGCCUGCUGGGAACAGGACUUCUAAAAGGCAAAUAUGUCUGGAAGGCUUUGGUGCAAGGCCAUUUUUGCUGGCUAUAAACGAGAUCUCCGGAGCCAGAGAGAGCACACAGCUCUUCUUAAAAUUGAAGGUGUUUAUGCUCGAGAUGAAUUCUACUUGGGCAAGAGAUGUGCUUAUGUAUAUAAAGCAAAAAACAACACAGUGACACCUGGAGGCAAACCAAACAAAACCAGAGUGAUCUGGGGAAAGGUAACCCGGGCCCAUGGAAACAGUGGCAUGGUUCGUGCCAAAUUCCGAAGCAACCUUCCUGCAAAGGCCAUUGGACACAGAAUCCGUGUCAUGCUGUGCCCUUCUCGGAUUUAAACUAAUGAAAGUAAAUAAAUAAAAGUGGA